Molecule: messenger RNA, 2263 nt
Organism: Schistocerca piceifrons (Central American locust)
Lineage: Eukaryota; Metazoa; Arthropoda; Insecta; Orthoptera; Acrididae
Product: facilitated trehalose transporter Tret1-like
Exons: 6
Coding region: 1-1920 (639 amino acids)
Biological process (GO): transmembrane transport
Cellular component (GO): membrane
Molecular function (GO): transmembrane transporter activity
Source: RefSeq, a predicted model, not a curated record
AUGCCACCCCAGCAAGCUCACCACUCUUCGGUGAGGUGCGGUUACCUCACAGCUGUGACGUCAGCUGACGCGCGGCUGCCGCCGUGGGGUGGGGCGAAGGCGCGUAGCAGCGCGCGGGCGGCCGGCCGGCUCAGACAAGCGCAGCUGCGGCCGCCGCGCGCUCACCCACCGACGUCGCCGCAGCAGCAGCAGACCUGGCGCCGUCAUGGACCACGAGGACAGCCGGUGAGUCCGCCGCGCGGGAGCCCCAGCUACACACAACACGACUUGCGCAAACCGGACGCGCCAAUGCUGCAGAACGGCGCCGGCGCGCAGGCUCAGCUGCUGGCGUCGGAGAAGCUGGGCCCCGUCGACGCCGCCGCCGCCCUCGCCCUGCGGCUGCCACCGGCGGCGCCGCACGCGGACGACGACGGAGACGACGACGCUGGGGGGCGGCACCGCCCCAGGUGGAGCAGCGCGGGGACGCGCAACCAGCUGCUGGCCGCCUCCGCCUGCCUCCUGCUCACCGCCGGCUGCGGAUUCCCCAUCGGCUUCUCGGCAGUCAUGCUGCCCCAGCUGCGACACAACGACUCCGUCAUCCACACCGACGAGGAUAUGGAAUCCUGGAUAGCGAGCGUGCACUCGGCGGCGACUCCGCUGGGGGCGCUGUUCAGCUCGUACCUGUCGGAGAAGGUGGGCAGACGCACCGCACUGCAGCUCACCGCGCUGCCCUUCCUAGUCGGCUGGCUGCUGCUCGCCUUCGCCCAGAGCUACCCCGUCGUCAUGGUCGGGCGGAUCGUCUGUGGCUUCGCCGUCGGCGUCACCGCUUCACCCUGUCAGGCAUUUUUGGGCGAGCUGUCCGAGGUGCACAUCCGUGGACUGCUAGCGGGCGUGCCGACGCUGAGCUACUCGAUGGGCAUCCUGCUGGUGUACGCACUGGGCGCCGGACUAGAGUGGCACGUGGUGGCGGGCACGGGGCCCGUGCUGCCGCUGCUCGCGCUCGUCGCGCUCUGCUUCAUCCCCAGGAGCCCCGUCUGGCUGGUGCGCCAGGGCCGCUUCGACGACGCCAAGAAGGCGCUCGCAUGGUUCCGUGGUUCCACAUCGGCAACCAGCAAGCAGGUGGCUCGCGAGCUGACAGAGCUGAUCGAGCGGGCGCGGUCGGACGACGAGCAGCAGGCCUCACAGACCAAGGGCGGCUGCUGCAAGGUGUUCGUAAUGCCCCAGGUUUACAAGCCCUUAGUCAUCGUCAACCUGCUGAAUAUCAUGCAGAUCGUAUCGGGCACGUUCCUCGUCAUCUUCUACGGCGUCGACAUCGUGGUGAAGUCGGCGAGCUCGACGGGCAGCCAGAUCAAGGGCGAGACGUUCUCGGUGGUUGUGGCGGUGGUGCGCAUGGUCUUCUGCGCGGUGGGCUGCUGCCUGCUCGUCUGGUGGACGCGCCGGCGGAUGGCCAUGGUGUCGGGCGCGCUGUCGUCGCUCGCCGCCCUCGCGCUGGGCGUCGUCUGCCUGCUGAAGGAACACCGGCCCGCCUCCGAGCCUGUGCCGGCGUCAGAGCCGAUGGUGAUCGCGGCGCUAUUGCUGCUCUACGUGGCCACCAACACGGCCGGCUUCUUCUUGCUGCCCGUGAUCGCCAUCGGAGAGCUGCUGCCCGCGCGCGUGCGCGGCGUCGCCGGCGGCUACACCUUCUUCAUCUUCAACUCGGGCCUCUUCGUCGCCACCAAAGUCUUCCCCUUCUUAACCGACGUCAUCGGCAUCGCCGGGAUCUUCAUGGCCUUCGGCAUGGCCAGCCUCCUCGGCACCCUCCUCGUGUACCUGAUACUGCCGGAGACGAAAGGCCGCACCCUCAACGAGGUGGAGGACUAUUUCGCAGGGGACAACUUCCUCUGGAUCACGAGGCACAAGUACCAGUCGGUGACACCAAUCAGUCCCCUACCUAAGGCCUAGAACGCUCGUACCCGGUUACCAGCAUCUCACCAGAAGCGCGUCUGGGCAGUGUUUGGUGACUGGUGAUAUUUUAUUCGUGAUUCUUCUUCCUCCUCCUCCUCCUCCUCCUCCUCAAAGGAAUAGACUGGGAAACUGAUCUCGUAAAAGCCUGUGAACAUCGUUAGCGUCCUUAAAACUAUGUAACAUAUGUGAAACAAUCUCGCUAGCGGGUUCUCACAGCGGACAAUGUUAAUAUUUUUUUCCCUUUGAAGGUGUUAAAUGUGUUAAAGUAUUAAGAGGAGAUAUGCAAAAGACUUGUAAAGAAUUAAGUUGUAAAUAAAGAAAAUUCUGUAUUACAAUGAGA